UAGAAUUGUGGAGCUCAGAAGAUGUUUUGUAAAGCUACAGUCUAGGCCGUUUCCAGCAAGCAACACUGUGGAACACUGUGUAACACAGUGGUCACGAAUAGAAAUAUUUCGUUGAGUAAUCGAUAUACAUAUUGAGUUACUUAAAAAAAUAUAUAUAUUUCCUAAAUAUAUAAAAGGUUAAUAACGGGAUCAAUUUUAAAGUAAUAAAAAGCUGUUUCAUUUUGACUUUGUAGCAGAAACUGGAAUAUAUAUAGAAGGUAAGAAAUAUGCACGUAAUUUUAGUUUGAAAAAUGUAACGUAUAAAACUUGCAGGUUCGUUGUAAAAUAUCUUUUGCAGAUUUAGUUAACAUUGUAUAUACUUAUAAUGUGUCGCAGGGAGUUGAAAAGAAAAGAAUAUUUCGUUUUAUUUGAACAGUGAGCGUAUUUUGGCAUGCCAGCAAACGACACAGAGCGACACUGUGUUACAGUUACACUAUGCGUUCCAGCAAGAACGAAAUAACAUGGGCACCAUACGACUCUGUGUCGCACGGUGUUGCUCGUAUUAAAAUCGCGAUUGCGAAUUGCGACGAUGUUUCGCGGCCACCGUGCAUGCAGUGACGCUGUAUGUGUUAUAAUGCAAAUGCAAUGAGCACCGGCUGUUACAUCUCAAUAAAAAUGAAAAUUAUUGUUAAUUAAUGGACACAAAAUCGAAAAUGAGUGAAGAACUAAUCGAACCAAUCGCUACGAGGGAAUCCUCGAAAAAAAUAUCAGCGAUAAACAAAGAAACCGUUCAUCACAUUUGCUCCGGGCAGGUUGUUCUUGAUCUCGCGGUCGCUGUCAAAGAAUUGGUGGAAAACAGUAUUGACAGUGGAGCUACUGUCAUUGAUGUUCAACUUGUGGAUUACGGAAAAACCUGCAUCACUGUCAGUGACAAUGGAAGCGGUGUUUUGGAGCAAGAUUUCGAAGGUUUAGCACUAAAGCAUCACACAUCAAAGCUGAGAGAAUUUUCGGAUUUACAAGAAGUUGUUACAUUUGGAUUCCGAGGAGAAGCUUUGAGUUCGUUGUGCGCAUUAUCAGAUUUGAGCAUCACAACAAGGCACUCAACAAACGAUCACGCUUUCAAGCUGCAAUUCGACAAGAAUGGUGUAUUGGUAAAUAAGGAAAUUUGCGCUAGAGAAUUCGGGACUACGGUGGUUGUGAAAAACAUUUUCAAAAAUCUUCCAGUCAGAGCGAAAGAAUUCCAGAAAAAUAUCAAAAAAGAAUAUGCAAAAACUAUCCAAAUCCUGUACAGCUAUUGUCUGGUAUCAACGGGUAUAAAAAUAAGGUGUACAAAUAACUCUAAUGGAAAAGCGAAUCAAACACUAAUAUCCACAAUGGGGAGUAACAGUGUUCUGGAAAACGCUGAAUCGAUUUUUGGCAGAAAAUCGUUGGCAGGGUUGUCAGAAGUCAAAAUUGAACCACCGGACGAAACGACCCUCCAGGAAUACAAUUUGCCAGCGACAUUAAAGAUUGACUUCAGCUGGGAAUUUUAUGUGAGCAGCUGCGAACACACAAUGGGACGUUCCAGCGCGGACAGACAAUUUUUUUACGUCAAUGGUCGGCCUUGCCACUUGACGAAAAUCAGCAAAUUAAUAAACAACAUUUAUCACAAAUACAACAACAAACAAUAUCCUUUUGUGUAUUUGAAUCUGAAACCUGACCAACAGUGUGCCGAUGUUAAUGUCACACCUGACAAACGGACGAUUUUUCUUACUCAAGAAAAGUUUGUCCUCGCUACUAUCAAAUCAAAUUUGGUCAAUAGCUGGGACAAAAUGCAGGGAAAUUUCACCAUGAAAACCCUUCAAGAGCUCAAUUACACGCUCAAGAGAAGUGUCCCUCGGAAUAACAGUGGUUCCCCGAAUCCACCGACAAAAAAGCUUGCGCUCGAGAAACAGAAUGAAGGAUUUCCCACACAAAAGGACGAUGAGAACGUAGAUAAUGAAAAAGAAAAUUUGGUAGAAAAGCUCAAGGACCGUGAUCUCAGAAUUAGUUUAGAAUCGAUCAAAAGAUGUAUAUUACAAAAAUCUUGCUCGGCUCAAUCUUCUGAAAAAGAAUCCCAAAGGGUUAAGUAUAGAGUUCAAAUAGAACCGAGCAAGAGCGCAGAAGCUGAGAAAGAAUUAAAAAAGGAAUUGAAGAAAGAAUCUUUUGGAGAGAUGGCUAUUGUAGGACAAUUUAAUCUAGGAUUUAUUGUAGCUCGACUGCAAGGUGAUUUGUUUAUAAUCGAUCAACACGCGACUGACGAAAAAUUCCGUUUCGAAAAGUUAAACGAUGAGACCAAACUGAAGACUCAAAAAUUAAUUAUCCCAAAAUCUCUCAACCUCGCCGCUCUCAAUGAAUCAAUACUCGUUGAACAUCGACAGAUUUUUGAGGAUAAUGGAUUCACAUUUGAUGUUAACGAGAAUGAAAACCCCGGUAGCCGCGUCCGUUUAACGGGAAUGCCAACGAGCGGUGGUUGGCAAUUCGGUCAAGAGGAUAUAGAAGAACUAAUAUUUUUGAUAAGAGAAGGUGCCUCAGAUAAUAGCGGAACAGCGGAUACGAUACCGAGGCCUUCAAGGGUAAGGCAAAUGCUGGCAUCGCGAGCAUGUCGUGGUGCUGUAAUGAUCGGAAAAGCAUUGAACAUGUCAGAGAUGCGGCGUCUCCUUUGGCAAAUGGGAGAGAUGAAAAAUCCUUGGAAUUGUCCGCACGGAAGACCGACAAUAAGAGUGAGCAGUGGAAAUUACAGUGCCAGGGCACUGUGGAUGCCAGUGAAGUUCCUUGACAUCGGACUGUCCCUGAUGAAUGAAUAAAAGUUGAGGAGGCAAACCCGCCAAAUCGUUGUCCUGUUCCACGUCGUUCUGAUCUUGCUCGACUGAAAGAUCCCACUGAGCAAUUUGAUCGUCAGCUCCUCCAGACGCGAAAACCGUCGCUUCCUCCGGAUGCCAUUCAACGGUCGUCA
Venturia canescens is the source of this 2953-nucleotide messenger RNA. It is a transcript of the gene Pms2, whose product is annotated as mismatch repair endonuclease PMS2. Lineage: Eukaryota; Metazoa; Arthropoda; Insecta; Hymenoptera; Ichneumonidae. The record is from RefSeq and is a predicted model, not a curated record. The transcript is spliced from 6 exons. Gene Ontology annotation, cellular component: MutLalpha complex. Gene Ontology annotation, molecular function: ATP binding; mismatched DNA binding; ATP-dependent DNA damage sensor activity. Bases 675 to 2804 code for a protein of 709 amino acids. Gene Ontology annotation, biological process: mismatch repair.